GCAUGGCUGUCUCGAGAUCAACUACAGCGUAUCCCGGAUCAAGGAAACGACCAGCAACUGAAGGCCAAUCAAGCGGUGAUUAUGAUCUUCGCAGAUCAUUUGUUGAGGUAAUUUAAUGUCAUAAGUUACACAAUACUGAAUUUCACAAAUGUUUGCCCUUAUGAAUCUAUAAUUUUAAAAUGAUUGCAAGUGGUUACAUGAUUAUUCGCUGUACUCGCCCAAUUUCCAUCUUUUCAAACGUUUCCAAUCAUACAAUAAAAUAAAACCAUCUAUAAAAUCUGAGGUUUAUAUACAAAACAAUUUACGUGGUGUUUCCACAAACGAAAGUAUUAUAUGUUUUAUCGCCAUGCAAACAUACAAAGAACUUAAAACCUAUAUUGUUCACGCUCAAGGGAGUAAUCACUAGAGCCAUGCAGAGACCAUUUUACCGUUGAGAGAAAUAAUUGUUACUUAAUUAUUCUGCCUUUCGUACACCCACCGUCAGACGAUUUAUGAAAAACAUAAUGAAUUAUUUUCUCCAUUUUAUUAGGUUCAAAUUCGUGAUAUUCAAGAAAAAGUCGACUAUCUGAAUGAAGAAUUUUCAGAGAUUACUGUGCAGCUGUUGGACCAAAACAGCCAUGUGGAAGAAUUAGAAACAGAGGCGCUUGCCAAGACUGACGCUCUGAAAGCGCUAGCAGAAGGAUCUGAUGAAUAUACACAUCAACAAGAACUUUUACGUCAGACUGCUGUUACCCUGACAACCAAGAAAAAUUUGGUAGAAUCAUUGGAGUUGAAGAAACGAUCAUGCGUACAACGUUUGGAACUCUUCCGAAAUCAGCUGGAAGAGAAAACUGUGCAACUGGCGCAAUAUGAGCAAGAACAGCGACAGAAGACCGAAACAAAACCCAAAGCAAAGAAAGAUUCUGUUCACAAAAAGUCGAUGCAGGGACGACAAUAGACCAAAACUUAAUUUAACUUUAUAGUAACGUAUUUGCACGCUUUAUUACUAUUAGUUUUCUAAUGAUGUAGUAUUUCAUGUCGCUUUUAAUAACUUAUCUUUAUCUUAUACGCAUUUUAAAUGUAGUUAAAACUGACUGGAUCAGUUUUUGUAGAAUUAACGUAAUUUAUACAAGAUAACAAGUAUUUAUUUGUAUUGUAAACACUUUAUUAUGUAAUUUAUUGAAAGUAACAAAAUAUUAAGCACUAGCGAUAAAAUGUGAAAAUAUUAUAUAUACACAAACUAUAACAGAUAAAUCAACGUUAUUAUUUUCAAGUUGAUUUACAAAUUUGUCCCCUUUCCCUUCAGAAUUUAAUACGUAUGUUUCAAGAAAGAACAUUCGAAAAAUAUUGGAACAUUCAAUUCGGGCCACGCCCCGCUCAGACUUUCAUCAUUCACUGUUGAUAAUACGCAGCUUGGAAAAGUGAUUUUCAUC
Messenger RNA from Paramuricea clavata, 1412 nucleotides. The record is from the annotation of a GenBank genome assembly. NCBI's taxonomy places the organism in Eukaryota, Metazoa, Cnidaria, Anthozoa, Malacalcyonacea, Plexauridae.